UUCUGUCAUCAUUUACUCAUCAUGUCAUUCUGAACCCGAGUGACUUUCUUCUGUGGAUCACAAAAGACAUUUAGAAAUUAAUACAGUAUUUCUUCUUUGGUCUACUUGUAUGAGCUAUAUUAUAAACACUGAGAUUAAUCUGAUCAGGCCCAAUACAAACAGACACACAUGAACUCAACACACUGAAUACAGAGACAAAUGUAAAUGUGUAAAUACAGGAGGAGCUCUGACAUCACUGGAGUUCAGAGAGAUUCAGAGAAAGUGAACCUUGAUCAACAACAAUAUGGACGCCUGAAACGAUCAACCUCUUUAAACAACAGAAUAUUUGAGCCGUUCAAAGAGUCUUGUGGACACAUCUGAUCCUCACAGGCUUGAAGAGGAAAAAAACAAUGGCAGAAUCUUCACCAACAUCAACAAAGGCAAGAAAAGCCAAGAGACAGAGUAUUGACUCUUGUCCUCCAUUGAUGUCAUCCUCCAGCGGUCCACUGACGGAGGAGCUUCAGUGCUCUCUAUGUCUGAACAUGUUCACUGAUCCAGUCACCACUCCAUGUGGACACAAUUUCUGCAAGACCUGUCUGAAUAAGUGCUGGGACAACAGCCAGACCUGCAACUGUCCAUAUUGUAAAGAAACAUUCAAGAUCAGACCUGAUCUCAAGAUUAAUACCACACUCAGAGAGCUCGUAGAUCACCAUAAAAAUAAAAGUCCUGAGAAAAAACCUGAAGUUCUGAAAAAACCUGAAGUUCUGUGUGACGUCUGUGAGGAAAGAAAGCAGAAAGCCCUGAAGUCGUGUCUGGUGUGUCAGAGCUCUUACUGUGAAACUCACCUGGAGCCUCAUUUGAAAGUGGCAGAUUUAAAGAAACACAAACUGAUCAAUCCUGUGAGGAAUCUGGAGGACUAUAUAUGUCAGAAACAUGAGAGACCUCUGGAGCAGUUCUGUAGAGAUGAUCAGACAUGUGUGUGUCCAAUCUGCACUUUAACAGACCACAAGAACCACAGUACUGUUCCUGUAGAAGAGGAGAGUGAGAAGAAGAAGACUGAAUUGAUGAAGACACAGAAAGACGUGCAGCAGAUGAUCCAAGACAGAAUCAAGAAGAUUCAAGAUGUCAAACACUCAGCAGAAGUCAGAAAAAGAAACACAGAGAAGGAGAAAGCAGCACGUGUCGAGCUCUUCACUGAUCUCAUCCGCUCCAUUGAGAGAUGUCAGACUGAAGUGCUGGAGAUGAUGGAGGAGCAGCAGAAAGCAGCAGAGAAACAGGAGGAAGAGCUCAUUGAAGAGCUGGAGCAGGAGAUCACUGAGCUAAAGAUGAGAAACACUGAGCUGGAGCAGCUCUCACACACUGAAGAUCACCUCCACCUCCUACAGAUUUACUCAUCCCUGUGCAGCUCUAGAAACACCAGGAACUGGUCUGAGAUCAGUGUAAAGACUGAUGAGAGUCUGAAGACUCUGAGGAGAGCUCUGACUCAACUGCAGGACACUCUGCUUGAGAAACUCACUCUAAAUGUUUCUACAGAUCUGAAGAGGAUGCAGCAGUAUGAAGUGGAUGUGACUCUGGAUCCUGAUACAGCUAAUCCAAACCUCAUCCUGUCUGAUGAUGGAAAACAAGUGAGAUGUGGAGACAUUGAGCAGAAACUCCCAGACAACCCAGAGCGAUUUGAUACUGGUGUAUGUGUCCUGGGAAAGAAGGGAUUCUCCUCAGGGAGAUUUUAUUUUGAGGUGCAGGUGAAGGGAAAGACUGACUGGGAUUUAGGAGUGGCCAGAGAAUCCAUUAACAGGAAGGGAUUGAUCACACUGACUUCCAGUAUUGGAUUCUGGACUGUGGCUCUGAGGAAUGGGAAUAAAUAUUGGGCCUUUGCUGAUUGUCCUGUCUCUCUGCGUCUGAGAGUGAAGCCGCAGCGGGUCGGUGUGUUUGUGGAUUAUGAGGAGGGUCUGGUCUCCUUUUAUGAUGUGGAGUCCAGCUCUCAUAUCUACUCUUUCACUGGUCAGUCUUUCACUGACAAACUCUAUCCAUUUUUUAACCCUUGUAAUAAUAAUGGAGGUAAAAACUCAACUCCACUGAUCAUCACACCUGUCAAUUACAAUAAAUGAAUGAACUUGCACCCCUAAUAUGAAAUAAAAGAUAGUAAUGAUUUUAAUAAUUAAAUCUGAAAACAUUAUGUAUGUGCUGCUAUUUUUUGUUUUUCAGUUUUUAAACUGUGUAAGCUAUAAUUACAUAGUUUGUAAAAAUCUAAUGCUUGUUCAAUAAAUGACUUUUUCCCCCAUAAA
Molecule: messenger RNA, 2264 nt
Organism: Megalobrama amblycephala (Wuchang bream)
Lineage: Eukaryota; Metazoa; Chordata; Actinopteri; Cypriniformes; Xenocyprididae
Product: E3 ubiquitin-protein ligase TRIM21-like
Exons: 8
Coding region: 390-2087 (565 amino acids)
Molecular function (GO): protein binding; zinc ion binding
Source: RefSeq, a predicted model, not a curated record